AUGGGGAAUGAUGUUGCUCUAUUAGACACUCUCCUCAAUCAGUUGUCCACGACGUUUAAGAUUCGAGACCUUGGGGCUCUGGGGUUUUUUCUUGGCAUUGAGACACUGAAGGUAGAUGGUGGACUGCUUCUUUCUCAGCGUCGCUAUAUGGGGGACAUUCUUACUCGCGCAGGAAUGAUGGAUUGUAAACCACUAGCCACCCCAGCUGCUGUCACUCAGGCAGUUUCUCCAGCCACGCAGCCGUUUGAAAACUCAACUCAGUAUCGACGAAUCGUGGGGGCUCUGCAGUACCUGACUAUCACUCACCCUGAUCUGUCCUAUGCAGUUAAUCGGCUAUGUCAGUUCAUACAUUCACCUACUAAGGAGCAUUGGGGGCUACUGAAGCGUGUUCUCCGGUAUGUCAAAGGCACCCUCGACUAUGGUUUACACCUUUCCCCGUCUUCAUCCUCGGCCUUACAUGCCUUUUUGGAUUCAAACUGGGCUGGAUGUCCGAUUGACAGGAAGAGUACAAGCGGAUAUGCUGUGUUUUUAGGCUCCAAUCUCAUCUCCUGGCUCUCUAGGAAACAGCGCACAGUUGCACGCUCCUCCACCGAAGCCGAGUACAAAGCUCUGGCUGAUGUUUCAGCGAAAGUCACUUGGGUUGUUUCUCUACUCCGGGAACUUGGGUGA
Messenger RNA from Ipomoea nil (Japanese morning glory), 669 nucleotides. RefSeq lists its product as uncharacterized. The coding region runs from base 1 to 669 and encodes 222 amino acids. The transcript has a single exon. The record is from RefSeq and is a predicted model, not a curated record. NCBI's taxonomy places the organism in Eukaryota, Viridiplantae, Streptophyta, Magnoliopsida, Solanales, Convolvulaceae.